Molecule: messenger RNA, 6186 nt
Organism: Marchantia polymorpha subsp. ruderalis
Lineage: Eukaryota; Viridiplantae; Streptophyta; Marchantiopsida; Marchantiales; Marchantiaceae
Source: the annotation of a GenBank genome assembly
UGAAUACUGCGCUGGUGCUCAAGACAGGCGAGCUCCGAAAUAUCAGGCGAGUGGUGGCGGUGCUCGAACUUGCUCUAAGAAUUUGCUCUGAUCGUCAGCACUUCCAAACCAUGCCACUGCUGUGCAAUUCGUAAUCGACUUCACUUACUGGAUAUUUCGUAACUCAUCCGUCUUCACAGAAUGAAUAUCGAAACGAAAGAAGAACGCCAACACCUUGGAAAAAAACACCGCCGAUGUGAAGACGAUUUUUCAUUCGAAAUGCCCAAGAUUGAUGCCACGAUCUCCCAAGCACGAUUUCGAUGUCAUCUCACAAUCUCAGCUUUGCUGCAUUGGUUGGUGGCUGUCACGUAGCAAAUCAUCUUCACCCACAUAUCGGAAAUCCAGAAGCGUUCGGGUUUCGGUUAGACUCUUGAAGUGGCGGGGUGAAACAGCCGAAUUCCAAGGUAUCAAUUGCGGUGUGUAUGAAAAUGCGCUUGAUAAUCGAUCAUGCGGAUAUAUUGGGAGUCGGAUCUGACGUUCUGGAAGGUGAGGUUUAGUGAUGAUGGUCCUUGGAUCGGGAAUGAGGAUGAUCAGUGAUCUGAACUUGUUCCUGGAGAUUUCCGUUUGUCAAGGACGUGAGCUAAGUACCAAGAUUUUCCGAAGGUGCAACAAGGAUACGGAGGGGCAUUCGGAGGGAUGAGUGGUCAUCCGCCAGUGUUUGAUUAUCGUGCUUUUUCAAGGGGCACGAGGUUCUUCUUAGAGGCAGUUAACCCAAACCCUUUUCUGCGCUGUCAGUCGUGUGUCCACACUCCCAGCCUUUUACGGCCUCAGCUGGCACAAAGAUCGAAACCCUUCUCUAUCUCUGUCACUGCUUCUCGAUCACUCUCCUAAGGAAUUAUUUGCUCAAUUUCGUGUCGGAGCUUGAUGUGAGCGACAUUCGUAUUUAUUUGCUUGGAGCGAUGGCGUACUCUUCCUUUCGUCUUUGCAUGCAGAUGCAAAGACAAGUUGUUCGAGAACUUGUUUCCAGGUCGUAUUAUGAAUUUCGGGUAGCAGAGACAAUGAAGCCUUGCGAAUUCGCUAUGAUUCGAUAAGUUUUUGCCAUCACUCGAACGAAUUGAACGUGGACAUGGAGAGGAAGAAACCCCCCGCCCACGCUGGUCUAGCGGUUCAAUGGUUGUUCUUCAUAGUUUUUGUGGUGCAGGCGAAUGCUGACGACGGCUCUGCUCACACUCGCCCACAUUAUAAGGAAUGCAGCCUGGGCAAAGGGCAGGUCAAGAUAUACAAUUGUGGCAAUAUAUACGACAUUAACGGUACUGGCGUGGUUCAACUUCAAAACUUCAAAAUUCCUGCGAGGUAUUUGAUCAAAUUGAAGGACAACGAAACGUCAAGUACUGUCAAUGCGAUUUGUGAUCGAGCGGUUUCGCGUAAAUCUGAUAUGUAUUCAGGCACCUGCAUCUACAAUAUGCAGGUACACAACAGUUUGGCUUGGAAUGCUCAUUUUGAUCAACGGAGGCAAUCUGUCUCAACUGCUAUCAAAAGAGGCUACUUCUGUCGAUUUUGUGGAGGUUGAUGGAAAGUUGAGAGUCUGCGGGAGUACCGUGCAAGGAAAUCCUCCCAGUUGGGGCCUCGACCGGAUUGAUCAUUUCGCUGGUCAAAGUCUCUUGAAUGGGCUCUAUACUUCUACUUCAAGUGGAACUGGCGUUCAUGUUUAUGUACUGGACACGGGUAUAAGAUGCAGCCAUAAAGAGUUUCGCUAUCAGGAUGGGAGGCUUAAUAAGACAACAGGCAUUCCACUAUCGAGAUGUCUUGAUGGCUUUGAUGGUAUUCAGGAUGGAAACGGCACCAGUGAUUGUAAUGGUCACGGUACACAUUGUGCAGGUAUUGUGGGUGGUGUGAGGACGGGUGUCGCAAAAGACGUGUUAUUGCAUCCAGUACGUAUAAUGGGGUGCGAUGGAAGUGGCUCAUAUGGUGCUCUUAUCGCUGGUCUGGACUGGGUUUCAGUGAAUCUGAUUCGUCCAGCUGUAUUAUCGAUGUCUGUAUCGACACGAGCGUCUAUCAGUAUUGACCAAGCAAUCAACAAUAUGGUCAACCGAACUGGGGUCAUCGGUAUUGCUGCAGCCGGAAACCUUAUGCAGGAAGCUUGCAACUUCUCUCCAGCACAUGCAGCCUCUGUUAUAACUGUUGGAUCCACAAAUUCCCUCAAUGAAAUGAGCUGGUUUUCUAACUACGGUCCUUGCACAACGAUGUUUGCCCCAGGUGAAUUGGUCUACAGCUCAUACUUUCAAAAUGAUACAUCUUAUGCCACUCUCUCAGGGACCUCUAUGGCAUGUCCUCACGUGGCCGGAGCAGCCGCGCUGUAUCUUAGUCAGAAUCCUCUUGCCAAUCCUGUCGACAUAAGACAGAGUCUUAUGGAUGCUACAGAAUCCAAUGCCGUAUCUACAACCAAUUUGAAACCUGGAACAACAACAAGGCUCCUCAACACAAAUACGAAACAAAUUUUCUACAGAAUUAGCCCGCGCUCAUUCUAUAAUGCUUCAGAAAAUUCAACAUACCCAGUUGUGGUUAAUCUCCUCAUAAAACCCGCUACUACGGUAUUUUUGACACCAGAAGUUGACCCAACCAUAGGAUAUUUCUCCCCCAAACUUCUUCUGUUCCCGGCAGAUGCUACAUGGUCAAAUUCGAAAACCAUAAAUCUUGUGCUGCUUCCGAAUUCAGAUUACUUGGACCAUUCUGCCCCGAUACAAUGGAUCUUCAAUAGUAAGGAUACACGUUUCGUCGCAUCGCCAGAAGGCUGGGUAACUGCUCAAGAUACAGGUGUCUGUAAAAAGACAGCAACUAACCGCUGCGGCCAGGAUGUCGAUUAUCCGAAAGUGAUACCUUCACUACCUUUUUACUACAUUGAUGAUUCUUCCCAAUAUCAGGAUAUCUAUAAUGAAUCAUUCGAUGCAAGGUGUCAUAGCAAUGGGCCCGAUUUGUUGUUUCAGUACACACCUUCUGCAAAUACGUUUAUCAAUAUCUCGUUAUGUGGCGCAACUACUCAGUUCGACUCGCUUUUGUCUGUGUAUGAGUACAAAAAGCUUGAGAAGAAGAAUCUGUCUUUGGUCGCCUGGAAUGACGACUAUUGUGGCUCAAAAUCUAUGCUCAUCAAUGUUCCAAUGGUGGCUGGUCACGUAUAUAUUAUAAUGAUCGAUGGAUACCAUGGAGGAGGUGGUCCUUUGGAAAUAUACAUAUAUGGUCUUGGUUCUCCUUUGGUCGCAAACCCACAGCCUGUUCCAACAUCUAUCCCAGUUAUGCUCUCUAGCUUCUUUACAUCUAUCCGGUCAGCCCAGGAAAUCUGCACACUUUGGAAGGGUGCCGACUGUCCACCAGUUCCAGCCCCGUUACCUAUUCAGGCCGAGUUCUUCUGGAGUCCAGUGAGGUGGGGUCCCUGUGACAAGCAUUGUGCUGGUGGUCUCCAGCAAGCAGUGAUGCAAUGCUUCACAGGAAAUUACUCAAAGGUUGAUACAUGGAACUGUGCCCAAAUACCAGUGCCCGUUAUAUACCAGGUGUGCAAUCUGGUCGCAUGUAACAACUACACCAUCUUCGAAGGACCCUGGGAUGAAUGUAAUCGAAGUUGUGGAGCAGGCAUACAGAAGAGACAGGUCAUCUGUAUGGACAACAUGGGGAACACAGCACAUCCAGAAAGGUGUGGCGGAGAAAUUGAUUCUGACAUAAUACAGACCUGUAACCAACAAGCAUGCAACGAGUCACGCUGGGAAGUUGCACCUUGGGACUUCUGCAACGUUCCAUGUGCAGGAGGCAGGAAGUAUCGAACCACUGCUUGUUAUUUAAAUGGCGCGGUUGUAGAUGACGGGAUGUGCGAUAACCUUUUUGCACCUUUGAGAGAGCUAGAGUGCAACACUCAACCUUGUCAAACCUACGCUUGGUUGAUUGGGCGCUGGGAGGACUGCCCAUAUGUGUGCAACGCUACAAAAGAUCGUGUAGUUGCGUGUGUAGAUGGUGGAGGACAAGUGGUAGCGGAUUCAUUUUGUGAUCCUGGGACUAAGCCGAAAAGUAGAACUGCUUGUCAACAACCUUCUCUUGUCUGCGACUAUUGCGGAUAUAACAACUGUUCAAACAACGGACAAUGCAAGAAUGGCACGUGCGCUUGCAUGGACAAGUGGGGAGGAGAUUACUGUGAGAGACCUUUAGUCUGCAAAGGCAAUCCAAUCGGCGUGUUGAAAGAUGGAUCUGUCGGCUGCUGCCCUUAUGCAACGAUCGACGUCAAGCAACACUGCUGUUUGUAUCAUGAUGCAUUUCUAGACGUUAAUGGUGCAUGCUGCGUUGGCUCGCUCGACGCUUGUGGAAUCUGUAAUGGACCUCACAUAUCGGUCGACUCACAAAACCAGUGCUGCCCCUCCAUUCGCGAUGAGAAAGGAAUUUGCUGUCUAAGUGGAAGACUGGAUGAGUGUUAUAUUUGUGAUGGUGAUGGCACGACAUGCGCAACAAAUGUCUCAAUGCUAGCACAUCUGGAUGAUUCCCUUGACGUCACCAGAAAUUCUUCUGUAAAUUGGAAAGCUUUCAUGAUAGACUUUAUGAUGAAGGUUGCCGCCAGACUGCAGGUUGCCACGGAGGCACUAGUUUUGACAGGAGUGGAGACAAUGAACACUUUAGUUGGAGACUGUAGCACGAUUUCUGAAAUGAAGCUUGGCUGUCUUGGAACUGGACAUGCACAGCUGCUUGCAAUAUUUAACUUCAGUGUUCUUCCCAUCCCUUUGGUAAAUUUGACUUUUAUGACAAUUGAAGAGGCUGAUGUCAGUAAGAUCUUGAUGAGCCUUGAUGAUACCCCAAACGGAGAGUUCAUAAAAGGCUUAAAGAUAAAAGAGGUGCAGCAUGUGGCAAGAGCCGGAGUUUGCGGAAACGGAAUGUGCGAGCGGGGUGAAAGAUGUAGUCAGAAUGGACAGAGUUCGACAACAGACGGGCCUUGCUGCUCAGCAGACUGCCCUUAUGUACCUAUCGCCUGUCCAAUCACUCUUGAUGGUCCACGAAGCCAUGUGCCUUGCUCUAAAAACGGCAUCUGCCAUGACGCCAGCGGCCAAUGUGAUUGCUUCGAGGGAUAUCAAGGAGAUGCAUGCGACAUGUGUUUAAAGGGGUACGUAAUGAUUCCAGCCGGGCAGUGCUUAAAAGUUCCAGAUGCGCUUGUAUUAAAGAAUCUGAGCAUGAGCUUCAACGUUUCGGUAAAGAGCACUGAUGGCAACGUACCGAAAGGAAGCUCAGCUGGCAGCGCAAUUGGAGUAAUUAUCUGCAUAAUUAUAUUUGGUGGCGCUUUCUACAUGUGUUGGAAAACUUAUGGCCAAAGUAUAAGCAGUGGACCUGCGGCCCAGGGGGCUCUUCAAGCUCUUGGCUUGGGAGGAGCCAGUAACGCACAGGAUGCCGGAAACAUAUCUGGUGGAGCUGAGGUGGAAAGUGGAUCGUGGAAUGAAACUUCGGCCGGACGGGCGAACAGACAAGCACGAAGGAAUUCUCUGAAGGAAGAAAGGAGGGAGGCCGUGGAAGAGAGGAGGAAAUCCAGGACUCAUGGACCGGAACACAGCGCUGUGAGGAAGUCACUUAUGAUGACACAAGACGCGUUUGGUGGUGUAGGGGCGGGGAGGCCACAAAGUCCACCAGGCUUCUCACCCGCUCCAAUGUCGCAGCAGCAGUGGCCAGGUGGCAUGAUGGGUGAUGGUGGGGUUAUAAGCAACGUCAGAAGGUCACUUGUUGGAGAAUCAAACAAUUACGCGAGAUUGGACGCACCUGGUGGUUACAAGGAUGAAGAGCCUAGUUACAGGCCUUACACGAGAAAUGAGGAGCCACCAAGCUACAAGGAUAUUUCGAAGGACGAAGACCGGCGAUAUCAGAAUUUUCCAUCGUCCUCAUCCAACUUCUUCGAUGGUCCUCCCUCACCAUCGAAUUCGGACAUUUUAUAAUUAUUAUUCUUGUCAAUACCUGUGGCAUCUGGUUUGACGUUCCUGUUGCGACAAGGAGCAGCACCAGGGGGUCGGUAGGACCACAAAAGAGCUUAGCUAGAAGGUUUGUACGGCUCCGUUGUUGACACUGCUCUUGAAAACCCGACAUUUUGAGCCCCAUUGAGUAGAAGUACAGUAUAUGUUUAGAUCACGUACACAAAAUACUGCCUGUCCCAUGUGUUUGUAUGUUGAAGUGAAAUUAAUUAUCGGUUCACGAUGC